AUGUCUAGUUUUGAUGACCCCGUUAUUCCUAGAACUCAGGAAUCAGAAAUAUCGCAGGUUGGGAAAUUUUGGAAGUUUAACUGCCUUCCUGCUUUUACAGUUAUUGUUAUGGCAAUAGGUUGGGACAAAUUAGGGUUAAGUUGUUUGCUAGCCAAAAAUGAAUUUACCCAUGAUCGAUGGCCUUCAACACGGAAAUUAUUUUUUCGCGAAAAUUUAUAUAAAAGUCAGCAAGUAAAUGCUGUAGCUUUUCCGGACAUCCUAUAUCUUUUUAUUUCCAUCAAUAUGCACCUCAAACUUGGGCAACAGGAAGGAAAAGAGUACCAACAAGUCAAUGCCAACAUACAGAAGUUCGAACAAAAUAGUAAAAAAUCUGUUUCGGUAUAG
Messenger RNA from Loa loa (African eye worm), 384 nucleotides. RefSeq lists its product as hypothetical. The transcript is spliced from 4 exons. The record is from RefSeq and is a predicted model, not a curated record. Lineage: Eukaryota; Metazoa; Nematoda; Chromadorea; Rhabditida; Onchocercidae. The coding region runs from base 1 to 384 and encodes 127 amino acids.